AUGGAAGAGUUAAUAGUCGAACUGCAACUGUUCCUUGAACUUCUGGACCACGAAUACCUAACCUCCACAGUCAGGGAGAAAAAGGCAGUUUUAACAAACAUCCUUCUGAGGAUACAAUCGUCCAAAGAUUUUGAAAUAAAAGAAAAUGUCCAGAAACAAGAGGUGACUAAUAACUUACCUGCCCCUCCUCAGAUGCCUCUGCCAGAGAUCCCUCAGCAAUGGCUGCCGCCAGAUAGUGGUCCUCCACCAUUACCUUCUUCAUCCCUUCCUGAAGGUUACUAUGAGGAGGCCGUGCCCCUCAGUCCGGGAAAGGCUCCUGAGUACAUCACAUCCAAUUAUGAUUCAGAUGCUAUGAGCAGCUCUUACGAAUCUUAUGAUGAAGAGGAUGAGGAUGGGAAAGGGAAAAAAAUGAGACACCAAUGGCCAUCCGAGGAGGCAUCUAUGGACCUGGUGAAGGAUGCGAAAAUCUGUGCCUUCCUUUUAAGAAAGAAGCGAUUCGGACAGUGGACUAAACUUCUGUGUGUGAUCAAGGAAAACAAACUCCUGUGCUAUAAGAGUUCCAAGGAUCAGCAACCCCAAAUGGAACUGUUGUUGAAUGGCUGCAGUAUUACAUAUAUCCCCAAGGACAGCAAAAAGAAGAAGCAUGAGCUGAAAAUCACUCACCAAGGCCAGGAUGCUCUAGUUCUCGCGGUACAAAGCAAAGAACAGGCUGACCAAUGGCUGAAGGUAAUAAAGGAAGUUUGCAACAACUAUGUUGGAGGUGCAGAUUCAGAUGGGCCACCAUCUAAUUCUCCUAUACACAAGACUGAACUAGAAAAGAAAUUGUCCUCAGAGAGGCCGAGUUCUGAUGGAGAGGGUGUUGUAGAAAAUGGAACUGCCACCAUCUGUAAUGGAAAAGAACAAGUAAAGAGAAAAAAGAGCACGAAGACAGACUCCAAGGGUACGGUGACUAAAGUGACGGGGAAAAAGAUCACCAAGAUUAUUGGUUUAGGGAAGAAGAAGCCCUCCACAGAUGAACAAACCUCAUCAGCUGAAGAAGACAUCCCCACAUGUGGCUAUCUGAAUGUGCUCUCAAAUAACCGUUGGCGUGAGCGCUGGUGCAGAGUGAAAGAUAAUAAACUCAUUUUCCACAAAGAUAGAACAGACCUGAAGAACCAUAUUGUCUCUAUUCCCCUGCAUGGCUGUGAAGUUAUUCCGGGGUUGGAUUCCAAGCAUCCUUUGACGUUCCGUCUGCUUCGAAAUGCACAGGAGGUUGCUGUGUUAGAGGCAUCCUCUUCUGAAGACAUGGGCCGGUGGAUUGGGAUCUUGCUGGCUGAGAGCGGCUCCUCUGCUGAUCCAGGCACUUUGCACUAUGACUACAUCGAUGUAGACGUGACCGCAAGCGUCAUCCAGGCCGCAAAGCAGACCUUCUGCUUUAUGAACAGACGGAUUCUCUCUACUAAUCCGUAUCGAGGAAAUCCUACCAAUGGCUACGCGUGUCCCAGCGGAAUGGCACUUCAUUAUGACGAUGUUCCUUGCAUAAAUGGAUCAGUAAGAAUUGAUUUUUGUUGGGAACCAGAAGACGGCUUUCCUAACUCUCGUAGCAGAAGCACAGAAGAUGGGCUUUAUGAUAACAUGGGCCUGUACGAUAACUUGCCGUCUCCGAAAAUCUUUGCACGCUACCCACCAGCAGACCGAAAAGCAAAUAGGUUAUCUACUGACAAACUGUCCUCUAACCAUUAUAAAUAUCCUCUCUCAUCCAAUCUAUCUUCUGCUCCGUCUCUCACUAAUACCUCUGCUGUGGGGAGGGGAUCGGUGCCACAGUUUAAAGGAAAGAAGGCUCCUCUGGCUGCAAAUGGAAUUGUGGGGAAAGGGAGAACUUUGGGCAGUCCACAAAAGAAAUCAGAAUUUGCUUCAAAUGUGAAACGUAAUACCUCCAAUGCUGAUCAGUACAAGUAUGGCAAGAACCGCGUAGAAGCCGAUGCAAAGAGGCUGCAGACCAAAGAGGAGGAGCUCUUAAGGAGAAAAGAAGCCCUGCGGAAUCGCCUGGCUCAGCUCCGAAAAGAAAGGAAAGACCUCAGAGCAGCACUUGAAGUGAACACUGGCAAGAAAACCCUAGUUAUUCUUGAAGAUAAAUUAAAGAAGCUGGAAGAGGAGUGUAAGCUGAAGGAGUCCGAACGUGUUACUCUGGAAUUAGAGUUGACUGAGGUGAAAGAAAACCUGAAGAAGGCCUUGGCUGGAGGCAUCACACUGGGACUAGCAAUAGAGCCUAAAUCAGGGACAUCCAGCGCCCAGUCUCCGGUACUUAAGCAUCAGACACUGGAAAACUCACCAAUCUCCAGUUGUGAUACAAGCGAUACUGAAUGUUCAGUGCCUGUGAACAGUGCGGUGGUCCUUAAAAGACAUUCUUCCUCCAGCACAUCCCCCUGUAGAGGCCACGUACUUCAGAAGGCCAAGGAAUGGGAGUUGAAAAACGGAACAUAAAGGAACAGAAUCAUUUCUAGCCCUCUGCUUUAUGGCUCUGUCUGGUGUGGCUGAAGAUGGACUGGAUUUAUCUAUACAGCAAUAUUAAGGAUUGGUCAUUCCC
Molecule: messenger RNA, 2566 nt
Organism: Euleptes europaea (tarantolino)
Lineage: Eukaryota; Metazoa; Chordata; Lepidosauria; Squamata; Sphaerodactylidae
Gene: AFAP1
Product: actin filament associated protein 1
Exons: 17
Coding region: 1-2463 (820 amino acids)
Cellular component (GO): cytosol
Molecular function (GO): SH3 domain binding; SH2 domain binding
Source: RefSeq, a predicted model, not a curated record